This is a messenger RNA of Pieris brassicae (large cabbage white), 3219 nucleotides long. RefSeq names its product homeotic protein distal-less (gene Dll). NCBI's taxonomy places the organism in Eukaryota, Metazoa, Arthropoda, Insecta, Lepidoptera, Pieridae. Gene Ontology annotation, biological process: regulation of transcription by RNA polymerase II. Bases 541 to 1701 code for a protein of 386 amino acids. The transcript is spliced from 8 exons. The record is from RefSeq and is a predicted model, not a curated record. Gene Ontology annotation, molecular function: RNA polymerase II cis-regulatory region sequence-specific DNA binding; DNA-binding transcription factor activity, RNA polymerase II-specific.
CGGGAGUUGGUUGUGUCGGGUUUCUUCGGAGGGGAAACGCUAUUAAAAUAUCCACAAACAUUAUCUUUAAUUGGACAGAAAUUUGUGCUUGUGUGCGCCUGUUUUUUUUUCAUUGUGACGAUUUUUUAACUUUGAUAACAGCGGACGGAUUGUGCUUAGGAAUGAGUGACUGUGCAAUUAUUCAUAAAACAUGACAUCUAUAACGUGAUAAUAUUCGCAGCGUGUUUUUGAUUCACGAAUUCCCACAUAUGGAUAGAAAUCAACCAAAUUUUUAGUAUAAUCCCCGUUUUCUAAUUCGUUCUAAGACUUUACAGUGUUGUGUGACAAUUUGUGUUUUGUGAAGUGAUGCUGUGAUUGAAAUAUUGAUUAUUCCUAACAACCGCUCACAAAGCGGUCAAAAUAACAACCGAGCAUCCGAAAUCCCUCAAAAUUACCCGAAUUCAAUCCCCAAACACAAAACCGGCCACGCUGAGUUUCUCAGAUCCCUUCGGGCCUCCCCAGUCCGCGGACGGGGGGGGCCCAUCAACCCCCCAACCAGCCAUGACCACCCAGGAGGCGUUGGAGCACCAGCACCACCAUUUGGGGGGCACGCAAACCCCCCACGACAUCUCGAACUCCGCCAAUUCCACCCCCACGAAUGUCUCAUCUAAGUCCGCGUUCAUCGAGCUCCAACAGCACGGGUAUGGGUUCAAGGGGGGCUACCAGCAUCCCCAUCAUUUUGGGAGUCCGGGGGGACAACAGAACCCUCAUGAAGCGUCGGGAUUCCCCAGUCCUAGAUCGUUAGGUUACCCCUUCCCUCCCAUGCACCAGAAUACCUAUGGUUAUCAUUUAGGUUCCUAUGCACCUCAAUGCGCGAGUCCUCCUAAAGAUGAAAAAUGUGGCCUCUCCGAUGACCCCGGUUUACGGGUAAAUGGAAAAGGCAAGAAGAUGAGGAAACCGCGCACCAUUUACUCCAGCCUUCAGCUUCAGCAGCUUAAUAGGAGGUUUCAAAGAACGCAGUACCUGGCACUACCAGAGAGAGCAGAGCUCGCGGCUAGCUUAGGAUUAACGCAGACACAGGUGAAGAUCUGGUUCCAAAACCGAAGAAGCAAAUACAAGAAGAUGAUGAAAGCCGCCCAAGUGGGAGCACCCCCGCCCAACCUCGGCCUCCCGCCCGGCAGUCCACCUAACAACAACCAGUUGUUACAUGGUCAGUAUUUGGAAAAGAAAUUCCAAGGUGGUGGAGGCAGUUCUAGUGGCUCCCAGCACUCCCCUUCAGCGUACCAAAGUGGACCAACACAGGCCCACAGUCCCACGCCCAGUUCUACGCCAGUUUCAGAGUUGUCCCCCGGUUUAUCACCAACGGGGACUCCUUGGGACGUGAAACAGCCCCCACAGCAGUCUUGGGACGUAAAGGUUGGAUAUCCAAACUCGGGGCGGUCGCCGGACGGAAGCUGUGAUGUCAAACCCCACCAACAGUCGUGGGAUCCCAGGGUCGGUUAUGGUGCGCCUGGAGGUCCAUGGGACAUGAAGGGUGCGCACGCACAUGCUUUGCAUCAUCAGGCGGCGCCGCAGCCGCACCCACCCUACGUGCCGCAGUACUCUUGGUACCAACCCGAAGCCAACCCAGGAUUACUGACUGAAAACGGCCUAGCCUUAUUUCAUCGCAUGGGCUUGAGGAGCCAAUUUCUAGGACCAAAUGAACAAAGCUAUGACAGCUGAAGCUCUGUUUAGGCCUAUUUAUUGAGCUGAGGAACAGAACAAACCGACAAUCCAAACUAAUAUAAAAAAUCGAAUCGCUAAUGACAUACGUCAAAUAUCAUUUCGAAAUAGACAAAGAUUUAUAAAUAUAUAGACAAUUUGAACUGUUAGGUCGUUCCGUUGCUUAGUUUAUUGUUAUUAAGUGGUUUCGUUCGAAUUUUCCUUGGUGUGAUACACAUAACACGAUGUCAUACUGUUGCCAUGACAACAGUGAUAACUGGUUGUAUUGUGUUAAACUGUCACAUCAAAUACAAAAUUACCAAUUUCAAUAACUUUUUACGAUUUCAUUAGUGACUACCGAACGGAUUGUUACAGGGUUGAAUUCUGUAAAUAUAGCUGGAUUUUUUAUACUUCUGGUUAUUGAAAAUGGUUAAUUUAAUAUAAACUUUUACAAUGGCACACGUUAAACAAUAGUAUUUUUGUGGUAAUUUGGUCAAAAAUAAAUAUUUGGGGAUUCGUAUAAUAAUCAAAUUAUUAAUUAAAAAAUUAUUUGUCAACAGGGUCUGGCCUGCGGUCUAACAUCGUUGGGUACCUAAAAGAAAAUUGAGAAAAGUGGAAAACAGCCUUAAUUGCCACAGAUUAUGUAUGCCAUUGUAAUCGUUUUAUACAGGCAAUGUUUAAAUGUAUAGUUUAUAUUAUUUUAUUAGGCGUGCAAUAAUGUACAUAUUAUUAUAAAUUCCCAUUUUAUUUGCAUCUUGCUAAGUACAUUGUAAUGGACAAUUUUUCAUAAUGGGCCUACCGCAAAACCGAUAAAAAAUUAAUAUGACAAAUGAUACCUUCAUUCGAUUCGAAAAAAAAACCUGACAAAAAUUUAAUAUAAUAAUUUAAUGUAAUAUUUUCUACUAUUUAUCAAGUUUUGCAAUCUAUAAUUUAUUCUUGCUUUUCCGGAUGGUAACGAAAACUGUUGGCCCUAAAAGACAUGUUCCCUAUGUAUAAUUGUCCAAACUAUAAAUUAGUACUAAAAGCAUCACACCUUGCAACGUUAGAUUGCGCAUGCGCAUUAUUUCAGUUUGUUGUGAGAAUUCACGAAGACCAAAAUUCGCUUCAAUUUUAAAAUGUCGCAAUGACAACGCACACGUAUUUUUAAAAGUUAACCUUAUUUUAAUUGAAAAACUAUCUUAAGCUUUAAAACAUUCGUCUAGAUACUAAAACGUCAGAGCUAAACACUUACAAAAUACUUUGUGAGGAAAGUUUUCUUUAAAAAAUCUUAUUUAGAUUACAAAGGAGCACACCAUAUCUCCCAAGAGCGAUCCUGUUUAAUACUUGUACCAAAGUUUUGAACCAUUAAAUUGAAUCUACGAUUGAACGAACUAUAUCAACAUUCGUUUUAUCUCAGAACCACUUCGACUUAGGCUCAUAUAAAGAGCGUACAAAUUCUUUAAAUGUGAGUAAAAAAAAAAACAAAAGUUUUUAUUUCAAAUAGGCCUUUGCAGGCUCUUAUGAAACGUCUAGUUGCACGGUUCCAAAAAGUGGGUCUCA